AGAGGCACCCAUUAUUUCCCUUCACUAAACCCCAAAUCCAAACCCUACAAAAGGAGGGGCUUUUCAGUUUUUCUUUGGUGUCUUCGUCCCCAAACGAUGAAAGGGUUUGGAUUAUUACCAGCUUUGAUGAGAAGAUUUUCUUCGUUGUCUAAACAAAAAUUUGUUCGUUUUUCUCAUUCAUUAGCAGAUAGUCCAGGAGUUGCAAAUUCUUUCUUUGAUCAGAAAAAGGAUGAAAGUUUGGUUUAUAAGCAUAAGCUUCUGUAUCAAAGACCUGAUACAAUUGAAAUAAUGAAGUUUCAACAACCCUAUUUUAAUUCAGUAAGUUUUAUCGGCUCAGUUCUAUUUCCUCCGAGACUUGUCAAUUCCAGCAGUAAUCUAGGUGCUUAUACUUGGCUUCAAGUCAGAUACCCCAAAUAUCCUGACACCAAUUUUAGGAUUUUCUUGAGCUUCUGGAAUAAGAUGGCAGAAAUUUCAUUGAAACAUGUACAAAAAGAUGAUACCAUUUUUGUCUCUGGUCGAUUAGGUACAAUGGCAAAAGUUGAUUUGAGUGGAAAUGAAACUAAGACUUUUAAGUUGGUUGUUAAUGAGUUAAACUUUGUAGAGAACUAUCCUCAUUGUGAAACGAAGGAAUCGGAAAAACCAGGAUUGAAGGUUGUAUCCGAAGAUGGUGAUGGUGAAUGCCCUGUCUAUGUCGUCCCACCAUCUUCAAAUGCAGAAGAUUCAUCGUGUAAGGAAGAAAAGGUGGACAGAUUGCGCUUGUGGCAGAUAUUCUUUGCCAAUCCCCGAGAAUGGCGUGACAAUAGAGAACGCAAAAAGACAAACCCAAAGCUUCCAGACUUCAGUCACAAAUAUACUAAUGAAGCCUUGUGGUUCAAAGCAAGCGACCCUUCUUGGGUUAGAAGACAAAUCGAACAAUAUGACUCUGAACAAGUAUUACGAGGACUUGCAAAGUCUUCUACCCGUAAAAGUUUUGGAGACUAUUUGGGCUAGAUGCUGGUCUCUGGCUAAUAGUUUUCAGUGUACAUGAAACCUGCUUCGAGAAUUAGUUAUGAUUUUCAGUGGAAAUUUUCAGUGGCUAUUUGGGCUAGAUGUUGCGAAGUCUUACAGAAUUUGUAUGUAGGAUAAUUGCUAUUGGUGAGUAGGAAAAGGAUCCACCUACUGGGUUUCAAAUCAUCACCGCACUACUCUUGAACCUUAUGGCCAAGUCUCGUUUUCAGUUUCAGGUGAGUGAUUUAGCAAUCGGAAUGUUGAGUUACUUCACAAGUUAUUUCCAAAUUCAGUGGUGGAUCAAAGUCUAAUAUUUAUAUUCCAAGAGAUGAAGAGAACAUCCAGGAAAAGUUGCUAUGGAUACCACACCCCAGGAGAGAGUUCUACCGAAAUAUAUCAAGACUGCAGGUUCUGUCAUCAAGCGAUUGAUUCCAUAGAGCAUUUAUUACUAGUUUGUCCAGUGGCUGAAGCAGUCUUCUUCGGGUCUCCUCUAUGUUUAGAGCUGCUCAGUGACUCGCUCUCAUCGUUAAGCAAUGCCAUCUCAGGUUCGCUUAGGGAAGGUCAGGACUAUCAUCUUUUCAAAAUGGGAGCUUGUGUCAUCUGGGCAAUAUGGAAAGAAUGGAGUGAGACUGUAUUCAAAAGUAAUGCAUCAUCCGCCUGGAGAAACUUUAUUCUGGUCAAAUGCUCUCAAUGUCAAUAUAGGCACAUACAACCAAAAUGAGAGCAGAAAAUGGCAUCCACCAGAAAUAGAUACUAUAUAAUUCAAUGUGGAUGGAGUUUACUGUGGAACUCAUUCUGCUGGUGCUGCGUUGCCACAGUUACAAUCCCAGCCUUCGAAGGGUGUGUAUCUGAAUGUCAUCUACUCGAGCCCCGUUGAAGCUGAAGCUUUCCUUCGUGGAAUAAAGUUGGUCCGGACUGUGUUAUAGAGUUAGUAUCGAGGGGGGUGAAUGAGCACUUUGUGGUAAACAUUCUCAAUAGUAACUCGCGCUCUUACCCUUGUAGAAUCAGGAAGCAGAUUCUUCGGAUCAGAGAAUUGGCACUUCAUGUACAGUAUAUCAACAGAGAUGCUGAUACAGUAGCACAUUCUUUAGCAAAAUUCGCCUCUGACAACCACAUCUCCGUUUGGUGGUUAUCUCUCCUCUUUGUAUUGCUGCUCUCAUUGACAACCACAUCUCCGUUUGGUGGUUAUCUCUCCUCUUUGUAUUGCUGCUCUCAUUCCCAGAGUCUAAUGUUGUUGUUUUGUUUUUUAUACCUUAGACUACUCCCAGAGUCUAAUAUUGUUGUUCUCUUACGAAACAUGAAGGAUCUCACACUCCUAUUAA
Molecule: messenger RNA, 2309 nt
Organism: Papaver somniferum (opium poppy)
Lineage: Eukaryota; Viridiplantae; Streptophyta; Magnoliopsida; Ranunculales; Papaveraceae
Product: protein OSB1, mitochondrial-like
Exons: 4
Coding region: 97-990 (297 amino acids)
Biological process (GO): positive regulation of helicase activity; mitochondrial DNA replication
Cellular component (GO): mitochondrial nucleoid
Molecular function (GO): single-stranded DNA binding
Source: RefSeq, a predicted model, not a curated record